This is a messenger RNA of Alternaria metachromatica, 1698 nucleotides long. RefSeq lists its product as uncharacterized. NCBI's taxonomy places the organism in Eukaryota, Fungi, Ascomycota, Dothideomycetes, Pleosporales, Pleosporaceae. The coding region runs from base 1 to 1698 and encodes 565 amino acids. The transcript has 2 exons. The record is from RefSeq and is a predicted model, not a curated record.
AUGUCGGCCAUGUCGGCCCCGCGCGGCGUCACGUCGCAGAUGGCGAACGAGGUCGACCGUAGCGCCCAGCGAGAGCAACCACCUUCUCUUGCAGACCUUCCUUGGAACAAUCCCGCCGUGACGUACACACCCGCACACUACACGCGUCGAAAUCUGCUGCAGGACCGGCUUUUGCAGAGCAACGAAUAUCAUCGCCGGCGAGUCAGGGCAGUCAUUGAGUUCUCCAGAGAUUUAUUGAUGCGGCUUGGACAGAACCAGGACGAUGACGACCUGAUACUAUACAUGAUAUCCAAAGAUCGCCUUCACGACGCAUGGAUUGAUAUCUUCCUUACAACGCCUGACUACUAUCUGCAGAUGGCACCAGCUGAGAUUCAAGAAGUAUACCAUAAGCAGAUUGCAUCAAUGUCAAAUGGGGUAAAGAUCGACGAGGAGUAUACCCUGGGUCGACCGAGAAAGCGAAAAGCUUCUGAAACUGAGAACGGGGUCCAAGUACUUCGCACAGCUAAUGCAGUUAACAAUGCAGAAGGACAAGUGCAUGAGUCUGGUAAGCGACCCCACCACGAGAUCUCCGCACUGGCAGAAGAAUCACUGUAUCAGCAUCGCUCGUCACUACCCUCCGAGAGUCUACUUUCAGCUUGUUCGUCGCAGGAGCUGGACCGCAUCUUAGACAUGUUCAUGCCAGCUCUGAGCGCUCAAAUUGCUAUCCCCACACAUGAUCCGAUAGCGUCUGCGCCAGAGGCGGUGCUCAACGCGAUGGCGGUCGCACCGGCAGUGGUAGUAGCACCUCCAAGUCAGCCCGUGAUCCCGGUAGCUAUGCCUCCAACAGGCGUAGCCCCCCAGCCUGGCUUAGCGGACCCCAUUGCUGCUUACAUGGCUGGUAACCCCUUCAGAAACACACAAGAUAUCGCCGGUCAGGGAUGUGCAGGCAUUGCAAUGUCCCGUGGUCAGAUCCGUGCCUUUGUCGAGAUUCAAGGUAGACCAUUGGCAAGCCUUCCACCCGCGGCCAACUCCCACCAUCGUCAUGAGCUGAGGGGUGUGGCUCCACCAAAAACGGUUGAUCCUACUUUGAUCAACUGUGUCACGACUGCGCAGGAAAUUCUCACUGUAAGUCUACUGCUCCGAUCUGAAAAGCGCUCACUGAUACUCGAUCAGUUUCUUCCAUUUCAGACCGUGAACUACGAGCUUUGGGAUCGCAUUCGGAAGUCCUGGGCCCCAAAGGCGAUCGCUGAUCUCAUAGCCUAUGUUCGUCAGCUACGCUCGGGUAAGAGCUUCCACCGGACGACCUUCCACCACUAUCACGAUAACCGACCGGAAGACAUACCAGAGCAUACUUUCACCACGAACGUACCUUCAAACAUGUCACCGAGAGGGAAACUGGACAAAGAUGCCCGCACCUGGCCUCUUCACGACUACUUCCUUUACCAUCUGGGGGACGGAGUAGUGCAUUACCCCGCUGGUCGCAACGCACAGCUCAUGACGCACUGCGUUUGGCAUGUGCGGAAUGUAUCCCAUGACAUGGAUGUCAAGAUGUCGGAGAUCGUCCAGUAUGCAGCGAAGCACGGCAUAUCCGUUCCCGCUGCGGAUCUGAUUCAGCCGGACACAAACGUGGUAUUGGAAGACACGCCUUCGCCGGCCUUCCUUGCUAUGAUCCACAAACAUUUUGUGAGCAAGUAUGGUAAAAGUUCUGGCGGCAUCUAG